Molecule: messenger RNA, 477 nt
Organism: Fraxinus pennsylvanica
Lineage: Eukaryota; Viridiplantae; Streptophyta; Magnoliopsida; Lamiales; Oleaceae
Source: the annotation of a GenBank genome assembly
AUGGCUUCCACAUCCAUUUCUCUCUCAAAACAAAUUAUCGGCCCAAAAUUCUCUGGCAAUAAGACGCCAUCUCCGCCCGGUAAUGUCAAUUCCCGCCACCAACUUCGUCUCUCUGUUACCGGAGAAAGGAGUUGCAACGGCCCUGAGCCGCAAAUGACGUCGUUGUAUGAAGUCCUUGGGAUUCGAAUGUGUGCAUCGUAUCAAGAAAUCAAGAUUGCGUACAGAAAUCUAGUAAGAAUCUUGCAUCCCGACGUCGCAUCCAACGGACGAGAAAAUCACAAGUCAACUGCCGAUGAGUUUAUGAGAGUGCAAAUAGCAUAUUCGACCCUUUCCCACCCGGAAAAGCGUGCCAGCUACGACCGCACACUUCUCCGGCGAAGGUUUCCGGUGGAUUUGCAGCAUUCCGUGUUGCCGGAAAGUGGCUUGUCUGGGUAUAUUCGCCGGAGACGGACAUGGGAAACUGACCAGUGUUGGUAA